AAUUUUUUUGUAAAUUUGUUGACUUGGUUUGCCGCCGAUCCAACCGUAUCUUUCCGUCUUCUUCGAUAGAGUGAGAAUCUAGGGUUUGGGAGAUGAGCAGUCGAUUCCGUUGGAUCCCCAGCACCACAUCUGUAUGAAAUUAAAGGCUGUGAGUCUAUCUGAAAGCUUGAUUUCAUUGGCUUCGAUUUGCUUGAAGAGAUAAUCGAAGAGAUUCCGGUGACGACGGUGAUACAUUGUUGACUUCCAUUUUCUUCCGAAUUUUGAAAGGUUCUGAAGCUAGGAGAGAGUACGAUUCUCACUAUCGUGUUUACUGAGUCCCCAAUCAAAGGAUGGUGCUAACUGAAAUGAGCCUUGACUACUCUAAUAGGGUUUUAGGUUCCCAAAAGGAUAAUGUAAAACAAAUGGAUAAAGAAGAGACGCAGCAGAAGGAAAAUAUGCUAUUCUCUUCCCAGGAAUAUGCUGCAAAGCUUCAAAAGGCAUUUCCUCUUCACUUUAAUCUUGUUGAAUCCUGGCAUAUAAUUUUUUUUUUCUGAUUUGGUUGCUGUAUUGAUUUGAUUUUGCAGGAAAACAUGACACUGAUGAAAGCUCUAGCACACCGAAAUAAACUCGUCGAGUUGAGCGGUAUUGAGAUUCAGAAACUGAGGAUUAACUUACGGAGUGUGCAGGAAAAGAAUUUGCAGCUUGCUCAGGCAAACAGUCAGAUGUUAGCGGAACUCAAUACAAAUAGAGACAGACUCAAGGAUCUCCAGCAUGAACUUGGCUGCAAGAAUGCUUUACUUAAAGUCAAGAAACAUCUUGAGGAGCAAGUACUUCCACGUACACAUCAUGAAUCGAAAGACAAGGUUUCAGCAAGCGCUUCUGAUGGGGAUUGCAAAUCCUUUCAGGUGCAUGACAUAAAACAUAAAGAUACCAAGAGAAAGCGAACAACAAGGAUAAAAUCUUCAGUAAGUGCCGACGUCAAGCCAAUACCUGUGAAUGAUUCUAACAGUAAAGCUAACCGUAAAAGAAGAGUUUCUGGAGUAAUAGAUACUACUGGUAUUCCCGAAGAGAUCUGUCAGACUGAAGAUGACAUUGAUAAGGGGGUUGUCUCUCGAGGGGUAAACCAAGAUAUUGACAAUGUUGUCAACAAGAAGUUUGUUCCUGAUGCAGCAAACCCGGUAAAAGAGAGUGUGCAUCGCAAGAGGCAAUGUACACGAAGGCAAUCUACCAGAUUUGAUGUUCAAGAAACUAAACAAACGGAAAAGUUGCUUGAGAUGGAUGGUGCCAAAGAAAGUAAAGAAACCGCAAGCUUCUCUUUGAGAAGACGGUCUGCUCGGUUAAGGCACGAAGAAGCUGAACCAUGUAAAAGCUUACAUGAGGGAGACGAAGUCAGGGAGACAAUCAAGAGGAGAAGAGUCUCUUUAAGACUGUCUGCAAGGUUUGAUAUACAAGAACCGCAUGUGACUGAAACCUCGAAUGCUGACGAUGCAAGAAGCAUAGUAAUCGAAGAAUCUGCUGGAUCAAGAUCGGAAUCUGUAGAACCAUCCGAAAGCAGGCAUGAAACAAAAGAGAUAACCCGGAAACGCAGUUUCUCAACGAGAAGACAAUCAACAAAGGGUAAAUCUCAAACCGAUGAAGCCAUUAAAGAAAUAGCGACAGACCCAUCUUUGGUCAACACCAUAGUUCAAGAGUGUGAUCAGGAAACAGAAUCAAAGGAUAAGCCUAAAGCUGAUGAAAACGAAGGGAUGACAAGAAGAUCAUCUGUGGGAAGACCAUCGAGACAUGCCGCAGAGAAAGUCCAAUCAUACAGAGAAGUCUCACUUAGAGUAAAGAUGCGACGAAAAUGCUAAAUCUCCAGCAUUGUCUUGUGCUUUUGUAUUCUUAAUCUGCAAAAUUGUUAUUCAAAAGCUUACUUCAUGCUCUUGUAUGGCUUUUGCCUUCUAUAUCUACGCCUCUGUAUUUUGUCGUUACUUUAUUAUGCUAAUUUUUCUUGAAUACAUUAAUUAAAAUUAAGUCGUUUAAUGUGGUAUUGUUUUGAUUUGUUUGUUUAGA
Arabidopsis thaliana (thale cress) is the source of this 2031-nucleotide messenger RNA. Its product is annotated as Shugoshin C terminus. Gene Ontology annotation, cellular component: chromosome, centromeric region; nucleus. Lineage: Eukaryota; Viridiplantae; Streptophyta; Magnoliopsida; Brassicales; Brassicaceae. The record is from RefSeq and is marked reviewed. Gene Ontology annotation, biological process: meiotic chromosome segregation; maintenance of meiotic sister chromatid cohesion; meiotic sister chromatid segregation. The coding region runs from base 570 to 1829 and encodes 419 amino acids. The transcript has 15 exons.